CUCCCCAAGACUUGUCCAAAAAAAAUAAAAAAAUCAAAGCCAUCAGUGAACUUCAGUUCAGAUAAGGUUUCACUGAAAACCCACAGUGACCUCCCUCCACUCCUCCCUGAACCACCAACUCCCGCCACCGCCACCGCCUCCGCCACCAUGCUCUCUCUAGCCCUCAUCAACACCACCCACCCCCACCACCACCAAUUCUUCAAUCCCACCACCACCAUCCUCAAACCCCUCACUUCCUCUCCCCUCCACCACCCUUGCCGCCACCACCGCCGCCACCACUCCGCCGGCCCAAGGCCCAUCUCCGCCAGCCUCAACCCGAACCCUCUAAUCCCGGCCUCCCCUCCGCCGCAGCAGCAGCGGCCCUACCAGCCCUUCCGCCCUCCCCCUCCCCGCUCCUCCCAGUUCCGCUCCCUCGACACCGCCAGCCGCCUCGACACCCUCUCCAACCGCCUCGGCCUCUGGUUCGAGUACGCCCCCCUCAUCCCCUCCCUCAUCCAGGAAGGCUUCACCCCUCCCUCCAUCGAGGAGGUCACCGGCAUCUCCGGCGUCGAGCAGAACCGCCUCGUCGUCGCCGCCAAGGUCCGGGACUCCCUGAUCCAAUCCGACAUCGACCCGGACGUCGUCGCCACCUUCGACAUCGGCGGCGCCGAGCUCCUCUACGAAAUCCGGCUCCUGAGCGUCGCGCAGCGGUCCGCCGCGGCGGAAUUCAUCGUCAGGAACAAGUUCGACGCGAGGGGCGCGCAGGACCUCGCCCGCGCCAUGAAGGAUUUCCCCCGCCGGCGCGGGGAUAGGGGAUGGGAGAAGUUCGAGUAUAAAUUGCCCGGAGACUGCUUGUCUUUCAUGUAUUAUAGGCAGAGCAGAGAGCACAAGAACCCGUCGGAGCAGAGGACGGCGGCGUUGGAGCAGGCGCUGAGCGUGGCGGAGACGGAGAAAGCGAAGGGCGUGAUCCUGGAGGAAUUGGAAGGGAAAGGUGGUGAGGGAGAUGGAAAAGAAGGGCAAGUGCAGGAUGGGAUUCGGGUGCCGGUGGUGAGGAUGAAGACGGGGGAGGUGGCGGAGGCGAGCACGGUGGCGGUGUUGCCGGUGUGCCGGGUGGAGGAGAGGGAAAGAGAGGUCCUGGAGGCUCCGUGGCGGUGCAAGAGCGAAGGGGAAUUCGGGGUGGUGGUGGCGGAUAAAGGGUGGGCGAGGUGGGUGGUUUUGCCGGGGUGGGAGCCGGUGGUGAGACUGUCCGGCGGAGGAGUGGUGGUGUCGUUCCCGGACGCGAGGGCCUUGCCGUGGAAGGUGAACAGGUGGUACAACGAGGAGGCCAUCUUGGUUGUGGCCGACCGGGGGAGGAAAGAGGUGGUCGAGGACGAAGGCUUUUAUAUGGUGGCGGUGGAUGCCGACGAUGACGCCAACGCCGCGGGCGGCUACGGAUUGAAGGUGGAGAGAGGGCGGAGUUUGAAGGAAAUGGGGGUGGAGGAGAGCCUAGGGACGGUGGUGCUGGUGGUGAGGCCGCCAAAAGAAGAGAUUGAGGAUCAAUUGAGUGAUGAAGAUUGGGAGUGAGAGGCAACAGCAUGAACGUGAGGAGUUUAUUGAUGUGUACAAUAUUGAUACAGAUCAAUAUGCAACUUUUUUGGAUCUGAGACUAUGGUGUGGAGACAUCAACUUUUCAGGUUGAAAAGGGUUUUUAUAAAAUUACCCAUUUUGGAGAUUGGAAGGAAACCUCUUUUGAUGUUUCCUCUGUUGUUGUCUAAAUACCAGACUUUGUUCAAUUGGCAGUUUUCCCUUUAUUCAUUAUGAGGGAGGGAGGGGGUAUGCCUCUUUACACACGUAUGAAAUUCGACAUGUAAUAACAUCUUUGGAGAUUCAUUAAUCUUCUGGUU
Messenger RNA from Eucalyptus grandis, 1862 nucleotides. Its product is annotated as rubisco accumulation factor 1.1, chloroplastic. The transcript has a single exon. NCBI's taxonomy places the organism in Eukaryota, Viridiplantae, Streptophyta, Magnoliopsida, Myrtales, Myrtaceae. Gene Ontology annotation, cellular component: chloroplast. Bases 148 to 1542 code for a protein of 464 amino acids. The record is from RefSeq and is a predicted model, not a curated record.